Messenger RNA from Phytophthora sojae, 1011 nucleotides. RefSeq lists its product as hypothetical. The record is from RefSeq and is a predicted model, not a curated record. The coding region runs from base 1 to 1011 and encodes 336 amino acids. The transcript is spliced from 2 exons. NCBI's taxonomy places the organism in Eukaryota, Oomycota, Peronosporomycetes, Peronosporales, Peronosporaceae.
AUGGCGGACGACGAUCAAAACAGUGUCCGGGAAGCCGAACUCGCGAAUGAAAGCGAAACUCCGCACUUCGACGCGUUGUUUGCUCAGUACGAUACAGGAAAAUGCGUAUUCGGCACGGAGCAUCUAGGCAGCCUUCUCAUCGACAUGGGCUUCAACGCGUCCCCAAAGGUCCUCGACCGAGCGCUCGACGACAUGGACCCGAACGCGACGGGGGAAAUCGCCAAGCUGACGUUUCUCGAGUGGUUCGAAGAAAACGCUGACGACAUCGACGACGCUCCCCCCGCGGCGCCAGCGCAGACGUCGCUCCCCAUUUCACCGCGCUCGCAGCAGCAGGACGAAGCGUACUCCGAGCUGCAAAGUGCCAUGCUGGAUGCAAAGAAUCAGCGCAGACAAGCGGAGGUUGACGCCCAACUGCUGGCCAACCGCUUGGCGCAUCUUCGGGCGGAGGACGAUCGAGCGCAAAAGCGCAUCGAAGAAGCCAAGCGCCGAGCGCGAGAGAUCGAAGCCAUCAAGAAGCGCAACGAGAAUCGACAGCGCGCCAAGCAGGAGGCCAUGGAGCAGAUGCAACGAGACAUCAGGACCGCCUGCGAGUACAACAACAUGAUGCAGUCUUCCUCGCGAGAGCGCCGCAACCAGCUGAUCGCUGAGUACACUUCGCAGCGUGUCCAGAUUGUCCAGGAGACACGCGCCGAGAGGAAGACGCACCUCGACCAAAUCCGUCGCCAGCGGGAGAUGGAUCGGUCGUGGCUGGCCGAACGCUCCCAGGAGAUCCGAGACAAUGAAAAACGCGCGGUGCGGCAGCGGCAGAUUGCGCAGAAGAACUACGAGAAGGAAUUGCUGAAGAAAGCUCGCGAUAAUCUGGCGCGCGAGCACGAGAAGCGGUUGCUGUCCGAGAAGAAGAUCCACAGGAUGGAGGCGGAGGAGGCCGAGUUGAUCGCCAAGUUGCGUGUGACGCAGGAGCUCCAGCGCGCAGCUUAUGAGGAGCUCGAGUUUGUCAUGCAAGACGAGUGA